AUGGACCGCCAGUUUCUGUGCGGUAAUUGGUGUUUGACAUGCAUUACAACUGUUCGCGUGUCUGGAAUGUGUCUAUACACACACACGCACACACACAUCUUCGUUUUCCCUGACUUUUCCUUGCUUUUAUUUGCAUUUUCAUCAUCGUGGACUCUUUUCUUCAUUUUUUUAAAGUACGGUUCUUUCUGUCUUCCCUCUUUUGUGGCUGUCAACAUUUCUCAUUUGAUCCCUGGCCUUUUCUCCCCUCUCUCCGUCACCGCGAGAGGUAGCAGGAGGAGGAGGGGGAGACUUGCCUUUUGUUUAGUUGCUGCCGUAUUUGUGUGCUGUCCUUUUACCCCAACAUAA
Trypanosoma brucei brucei TREU927 is the source of this 345-nucleotide messenger RNA. RefSeq lists its product as hypothetical. NCBI's taxonomy places the organism in Eukaryota, Euglenozoa, Kinetoplastea, Trypanosomatida, Trypanosomatidae. The record is from RefSeq and is a predicted model, not a curated record. The transcript has a single exon. The coding region runs from base 1 to 345 and encodes 114 amino acids.